This is a messenger RNA of Eufriesea mexicana, 887 nucleotides long. RefSeq names its product voltage-dependent anion-selective channel protein 1-like. Lineage: Eukaryota; Metazoa; Arthropoda; Insecta; Hymenoptera; Apidae. Bases 1 to 855 code for a protein of 284 amino acids. Gene Ontology annotation, biological process: monoatomic anion transmembrane transport. The transcript is spliced from 4 exons. Gene Ontology annotation, molecular function: voltage-gated monoatomic anion channel activity. The record is from RefSeq and is a predicted model, not a curated record. Gene Ontology annotation, cellular component: mitochondrial outer membrane.
AUGAAUGUGCCGAGUUUUUCGGACCUCGGCGCAAACGCGAGAGAUGUAUUCACUACUGGCUACCAUUAUGGCAAAGGUCUCAUCAAAUUGGGUGCCACAGCGAGGUCUCUUGGCAAGUUGAAAAUGGGCAGUAAUAUACAGUUGGAAACCGAAACGUCGAAGAUGAUUGGGAACGUGUAUGCUGUGUAUAAAACGCACAAUUAUGGGAGCUUCGUACAAAAGUGGGUAGAGGAUGGUACAAUUACACUGGGGUUUCGUGAAACGGUAAUGCCAGAUGUUAGUACGAAAUCGGACAUCAGUUACAAUCCAGGGACUGCUGCCAAAAAAGUAGAAGUCGGUGCCAAAUGCAACAAGGAAACCAUCAAUGCGAUCUGCCUUGUCUCGAGCGACGUCACUUCGUACGUGAAUAUUUUGGGCUCUAUAGUCACCGCAGUGAAGGGCCUCCUGAUUGGUUACCAAGGUGGUUAUAACUCACAAACGAAGCGAAUGACGAAUGACGUCGGGGUGGCUUUCAGUUAUCAAGACGUCGGCUUUCACUUUCGAUGCACCUCCAUACCGUACGAGUACGGACUCUCGCUCUUGUACAAAGUACACCAAGACUGGGACGCCGCAAUCAACGGUAUUCUGGCGAGAAAUCAUGGAGUUCAAUAUUGGACCCUGGGUGCAGCGGCGAAAUACAACAUUGACGAAGGAUCGACGUUUCGCUGUAAAUUCAACACGGAUCUUCAGCUGGGCAUGAGCCUGCAGCAGAAGCUCGACGAGCACGUGACGCUCAGCCUGUCGUUUAACAUCGAUUGUGCCAACGUGACGAGAGGCGGCCACAAAUUCGGCCUGGCCAUCGAAAUCGAGGAGUGAACGAACCAGCUUCUCGAAAUGUCUUUUGUAAA